This is a messenger RNA of Centruroides sculpturatus (bark scorpion), 647 nucleotides long. RefSeq lists its product as uncharacterized. The transcript is spliced from 3 exons. Lineage: Eukaryota; Metazoa; Arthropoda; Arachnida; Scorpiones; Buthidae. The record is from RefSeq and is a predicted model, not a curated record. Bases 1 to 513 code for a protein of 170 amino acids.
AUGAUGAGCAAAGGCCUACUUGUUCUUUUCAUCUUUGGAAUUGUCUUUCUUGGAACUGGUGAAGCACAAUCGGAUGAGAACGUUGGAAAAAUAAUUCAAUGCCUGAAUAAUUCUUUAACUGACGUAGAAAUGAGUACCGACAGUACUUGCCCCAAUCUACAGUGUACAUUGAAUAUCACACAGCUCGAAAAUUUUACCUGUGACCCGAGUAAUAGACGAAUUGUAGAAGUCCUUCUGAAUUGCACCAUAGAAACUAUACUAAGUCUAAUCAAUGCAAAUUGUAGUUGUGAAGAUUUGUCUACAAGUUUUUAUCUGUGCUGUAAAAUGGAGUUUUUCAUUAUUUGCCUUCAAAAUGAACUCUAUCAAGAGUUUGAUUGUAGCAAUGUAAAUAGUCUACUCUAUCAACUUCUUAAUUUUUUAAUCACGACCGAUGGAACAGAUUUAAAGCUCCUCCUCGACAUCACCCGUAGUUCUGUUCCUAUUAAUUCUCCAUGUUUUUCCAUUUUAUAUUAAACCUUUAAACGCCAUUAAAUUUAAACCUUUUGGGAUAAUGUAUAAUAAAAUAAACCAAAGGAAUAAAUUACAUUUCUGAAAAUGUCACGAAGAGACAUUUAUCUUAAUUAACAAAUAAAAGAUAAAUAAAUGGA